Molecule: messenger RNA, 1461 nt
Organism: Arthroderma uncinatum
Lineage: Eukaryota; Fungi; Ascomycota; Eurotiomycetes; Onygenales; Arthrodermataceae
Product: Major facilitator superfamily domain
Exons: 5
Coding region: 1-1461 (486 amino acids)
Biological process (GO): transmembrane transport
Cellular component (GO): membrane
Molecular function (GO): transmembrane transporter activity
Source: RefSeq, a predicted model, not a curated record
AUGAUCGAGAAGACCGCCACCGAGGUUGUCACAAAGACUCCAACGGAUAGGAGCGAGUCUCUAGAUAAUCAUCAUGAUGCGGAAGCAGAGAAGCGGCUUCUUCGGAAAUGCGACCUCCACGUUGUACCAAUUCUGACAUUCCUAUUCUUACUUGCCUUUCUCGAUCGAAUCAACAUUGGAAAUGCUCGGCUGCAAGGGCUGGAGAAGGACCUCAACAUGAGCGGCCGGGACUAUAACAUUGCGCUCUUGAUAUUCUUCAUUCCGUAUAUUCUCUGCGAGCUCCCCAGCAAUUUGAUCCUGAAGAAGGUUGCACCAUCAACUUGGUUAAGUGGGAUAAUUGCGGCAUGGGGCGUAGUAACCAUUUGCCAGGGGGUCACAAAGAGUUUCGCAGGCUUGGUGGUGUGCCGGUUCCUUUUGGGAAUCUUUGAAGCUGGAUUCUUUCCUGGAUGUGUCUACCUUAUUUCCAUGUAUUACAGACGACACGAACUCCAGAAACGAGUCAACUUCUUCUUCUCGGCGAGCAUCAUCGCUGGUGCUUUCAGUGGAUUACUCGCCUAUGGAAUUGCUCGCCUAGAUGGCACAGCAGGGUACAGUGGAUGGCGCUGGAUUUUCAUACUCGAAGGGCUUGCUACCGUCGUCUUUGCCCUUGCGUCAAAAUUCUUCAUCGUGGAUUGGCCCGAGACGGCCAAGUUUUUGAACGAUGACGAGCGGAAAAUGCUCCUUGCCCGUCUAACUCUUGAUAACAAUGGAGCUCAAAUGGACCGUCUUGAUAGACCUGCUUUGAAGCGUUGUCUAUUUGAUGUCAAGAUCUAUCUUGGAAUGGCUAUGUACUUUGGGGCUGUGACAUCCGGAUAUGCCACGGCUUUCUUCACGCCUACCAUCCUACAUCAAUUCGGCUGGGCUCCCCUCAAAGCCCAGGUGAUGAGCAUCCCCAUCUUCGUUCUAGCAACUAUCAUCACACUGACAGUAGCCUGGAUUUCUGAUGCUAUUCGUCACCGCUUUGCUUUUACAAUUAUAGGCUGUGCCAUUGCAACCGUCGGCUACGUUUUACUUAUCUGUCAGCAACAUGUCCCCAUAGGAGCCCGGUACUUUGCAGUCUUCGCAAUCACAAUCGGCACAUUUAUCACGCAACCAAUUUGUGUAACGUGGCUCAGCAAUUGUAUGGCUGGACAUUAUAAGCGAUCAUUUUCCACAUCCUUUCAAGUUGCGUUUGGUAACUUUGGUGGUCUGGUUGCAAGUAACGUCUUUUUUGACUCGGAGAAACCCCUAUACCCGACCGGUUUUGGUACGACUCUGGGAUGUCUUUGGGUUUGCGGGAUAGCUUGCGUUUUGCUCCUUUUAUUUCUUAUUCGAGAGAAUAAAAUUCGUAACGCGGGAGGACGGGAUUAUCGACUUCAGCUACCGGAGGAUGAAGUUAACAACCUGGGUGAUGACCACCCCUCAUUCAGAUUUUCUUAUUAA